Molecule: messenger RNA, 7447 nt
Organism: Microcebus murinus (gray mouse lemur)
Lineage: Eukaryota; Metazoa; Chordata; Mammalia; Primates; Cheirogaleidae
Gene: B3GALT2
Product: beta-1,3-galactosyltransferase 2
Biological process (GO): protein O-linked glycosylation
Cellular component (GO): Golgi membrane
Molecular function (GO): N-acetyl-beta-D-glucosaminide beta-(1,3)-galactosyltransferase activity
Source: RefSeq, a predicted model, not a curated record
UCACUUAAUUAUAAAGGUCUUUCACCCACACAGAUAUCCAACAGGAAAGUCAGAAGUCCUGCAGAACACAGAACUAGUCUUUGUUUACAAAGACUGUUCCACAAACUACAGGACUACUACCUACCCUGGCCUCACUCACUAAAUGCCCUUAAAUCAUUCUAGUAACCAGAAACACUCUCACAAAUUUCUAGAAUACUUCCUUAAAAGCAGUACUACUACCUCCAAUACUACCCCCAUUGAGAACCAUAUCUCUAACCAAGAACAGUCCUGACUGAAAUAGCUAUGCUACAGAGAAACCAAAGAAUAUACAAGUAUAAUAAAGUAUUUUGCCAAAUCACUGAUGAUUUUAAAUGCUUAAUUACUGUUAAUAGUUUGCAAGGAUUAAAGCAGAUAAAGGUGUCUAUAAUUGGUCCUGAAAAAGAUAUUUAAAUUUAGGUUUGUUUUGAAGCUCAAAGAAAUUCUUAAGCAACAUGAGUAUCUGCUGCCUAACUUGGUAAAAACUGGAGGAGAAAAGUAAGGCAGGCAAACACUGACACUUGUGGCCAUUCUGAGAUUGCUAAUUUGCACUCAGGCUAAUGUCUUGCUUUGUAAAUUCAAAGAAACAUUAAACUGGUUCACAAAUUAUCUAUUGACUUUAGAGGAAAAUCAUAAUCUUUUAAUAAACAGUUUUCUUCAAAAAGGAAAAACUAUUUACUAACAAUAAAUAAUCAAAAUAAACAAUUUGUCUAGAUGUAAUGAAACAAGACUGCAUCUGGUUCUAAAUCAAAACAGUUAAGAGGGAUAAACUCCAAGCAAACAUUACUAUGCAAAAUUGUUUAGUGACCUCAAUAAAACUAAAACUAUUCUCUAAAUAACUGUGUCAAAUGAGUUUUCAGAGUGAUAUGGUGGAAAGCACACCUAACCCAAAACAUUAAGACUUCUGUUCAGCAUUGGAAAAGAUAGCUAGGUCUUGUGGUGAGCACAAGCUGAAAUAAAUGAAUUCAGGAAUUCAGUAGCCAAUUACUCAUACUAAAGCACAAACAGGAAUGGAGACCAAUGUAGGUAAGACCAGAUUUAUGGCUCCCUUCUCAUAUUACUCAAGGAUAUUUGUUUAUUCCCACUAAAUGGGAAUCACCACCCUAGCUGAAGUGUUCUCCCCCUACCUGUUUCUCUUGCAAUCUUUUUAUCAUGGACAUACAGUUGAAUUUAUAUACCUAUAUAAAAAGAUGAUAUAACUCCACGAGUGACUAUUAGUGAGUACUGGAACAGAAAAUUUGUAUCUGAUUCAUCAUGAUGAAUCAAUCAUUCAGAAACAAUUAGCUCUCUGAGUAAAAUGGUAAUUAUUUCUAUACCCAGUAAAAAUUGAGAAUUAGGAGGCAUUACAAAUCCUGUCCUUAAAUUCUGGCUACUUAAGGGGUAUUCUAGACAUGCCCAAGAGAAUCCUAAAAUUAGCCUGGAGUUCUAGCCAUACUAUAUCUAUAUCUAUAGUAAUGGCUACCUCUUUUUCCCCUGGGGAUGUGUUGUAAGAUUAAAAAUAGACUAUUCAAGUAACAAUUACAAGCCAUUUAUAACCAUAAAACUUAACAAAAUAGCUGCCAGUUUGCAGAGUCUGACAAAGAAACCUGUCACAUUUAGUGACUUAGUUUAACCAUAGAAUUCAGAUGUUAAAAGAAACCAGACUAAAGGAAGAACUUCUACAAGCUUGCCUGUCAUAAGAUUUUUACAGUUUCUCUUGACUGGAACAUGUAGGUUGCUAGAAAAACUCACUAAAGGAACUUUUAUCUCAUGCCUGCUCUGUUAUUCUGUACUUUUAUGUAAAGUUCUUAACCAGCUUAACUUAAACUUAAAAAAUAGGUUGCAGUAUACUUAGGAGUUUAAAGUAAAUUCCAGUUAAGUACACAGGCAGCUUUUGUUAAGCAAUUUUUAGAAGGCUCUUGCUGUAUAAACACUUGCCCCAUAGCAAACAUAGGUAAGAAAAACUUACUGGAAACUCAAGAGUUCAAACCAAUACUGGAGGGAACCACUAAUGAACAGAUUACCCAUAUAACUCUCUUAAUAAUCAAGAUCCAUAAUAAACCCAGUAAGGCAUCAAAAAAAUAAAGUCCCAUCAAAAGAAUUGGCAAAACUAAUUGUUUUAUCUCUCCCUGGAUAAAGGGGUAAGGAAUGUGUCAAAAUCAUCUUUAUAUCCCCAACAUUUAAUAAGCUGUGCUUAAAUGCAAAUGUUGACAGGCAGUAAUUGACCAAUACAUAUUUGUUUAUAAGGGUGAAUAAAGUGAAAAUAUAAAUAUGCAUUUAUAUUAAUAAUUCUAUUUAUGAUUCCUGGGUAUGUUAUACCAGUGUUAUCAAAAAGAAAAAUUCCCUCAAUUUCUCCAGCAGUGCCAUGUACUGUAAUGUUUAACAACAGAGGAUAAUAACUUAAUCUUGUUUCAAUUCCCAACUUGGCCUCUUUCUCAUCACUAUUUAGCUGAUAUUUGAGUUAAUUAGUUAACAACUCUACUUAAUGGUUCUUCAUCUUUUAAAUGGGUAUUACAAUAGUAAAAUUAUUUUAAGGAAAAAGUCACUUACAUAGCAGGUAAGCUCAGGUAGGCUUAGUACACAAUCUGAUUUUAGGUAAACAAUAAAUAGUCACUGCUGCUAGCUUCAUAGUCAAAUCCUAUAUAAGGAAUCACCAAUAAAUAAAUAUGGUCUACAAAAAUCCAUUUGUACUUUUGGAAAAUAAGUUAUUUUAAGUGGAUUCUUAAGCAUUACUCUGUUACCUAAUUUAUCUAACUUAAAAAAAAAAGCUGUGAGCACUGUAGUAUGAGUGUAUAUAGGGACUUAAGCUAAGAAAUCUGAGUUUUAGUCCUGUCCUUCAAACUUAACUAGGAAAAGUCAAAGCUCUAGGGCCUUAGUUUCCAUUUAUAAAAUUAUCUGUUUUUUCUGUAAUAUUCAUUCUAACAUUCCUAAGAAAGUCAAACAGUCUUGGGGUUCCUAAAACUACAAAGCACAUUUCAUCAGCAAAGCUCAAAAAUAUAAUUAGAACAUGGCUAGUGGCCACUGAAUUAAAAAUAAAAAAUAUGAGAAUAAAGAUAUCUAGAAUAUUAGAGAAAAUAUAAAUCUAUAUUCACUUGAAAUAGCAGGCAAUAUUGGGAGAGACAGAUGAGAUGAAGAGUAUGUACAACUAUAAACAUAGCUUCAGCUCCAAAACCAUAAAUUUCUACGAGUUAUUUACUGUCCCUAGAGUCUCAGAGGAAAAACUGAUAAUAAUAGCUAUUUAAGAAACAGAAGACAGACACACACACACACACACACACACACACACACACACACACACACACACACACACCUGCACCAAUGCUCUGCAGGAAAAAAGAAGCAAGGUGCCAAAGUGCCCAGGAAACUAACCUUAUUAAAGAAAGAUUUCAGAGUAUGUCGUGCUUACAAAAUCUGCUUCAUGGUAAGUUACUAAAUCAUCUUGAAAUAUUAGAGUAAGUAAACAUAAUUAGUAAAAUUUCAUUACUCACCGAAAAGAUUCUACAUAAGUGUUCUAUAUCUAUUAUAUUAUUUUGUUGAGUUCUGCUAUUAAUAGAUGUAAUUUUAAAGAAUAGGAAAAGUAAAUAAAAAUUAAAUGCCAAUGAUUUAAACUAAUCUUUACUCGUUUCAAGAACACCAGAAACCACAUAAAAGCAAAAAAAAAAAGGGCUGUAUCACAUCACACAUGAGUAAAGCAAUCCACAGCAACUGAUUUAUAUAAACCCCAGAAAACAGGGGAAAGUCUAAAUUACAAAGAUAAAUGAUUUAUGAGUCUUAACUAGAUGUUAUUAAAACCAGAGCAAUUUGAGGAAAAAAACUUCAGGAGGAGGGGGUGCACUGAAGGGGUUAAAUUAUAUCAACUUAUAUAUAAAAGCUUAUAUUGCUUAUACCCUAUAAAAGCAUGUAAGAAACAUGAAAAACAGCAUCUAACAGAAAACAUUAAGUCUGUACUUAAGCAUAAAGUAAAAAAAGGAAAUAUGCGGCAAAAAAUAAAAUAGCCAUUCAUUUCAUAAAUAUCCCAUUUUCAUAUUAUUCACUCAUCACUAUACUUGUACUGAAUGUAUAUAAUUUAUCACAGGGAAGCAAAAUCUCUACACUUCUCCCUACCUUAGAUUUUUAGUCAAAAUGAAUGCAAACAAUCACGUGGGAUUCAGCCAAGCAGUGACGUUAAAUUCUGCUCUGUCAGAGAGAGCAUCUGUCAAGCCCACAUUUAAACUGCUGCCUGCCUGUGCAGCAGCGGAGGAACCGUGGAUUUCAUAUUAUAGACUAAAACCUCAGCAAAACUGCUCAAAAUCCUUCCUGCAGCUGCCAGGCAACAACGAAAGAAAAGAGGUAAAUCCUAUUCUUUUCCAAUACAAUCGAAGCACUACAGUCUAGCUCUGGCUGCUUUACAUUGCAGCUCAGUGUUAUUACUAGAAAUAUGGAUACUGAGAAGAGAACACAGCACUGCAUUGUCCAGCCAGGAAAACAGCAGAUGUAAAAAGCUUCAAUGCAUCAACUGUCGGGAAGAGUCAACAGUGCUCCAAAUAGAACGGACAACUACAGCUCUUUUGUUUAACAAAAGAGAGAGAAAAUGAAAGAAAGGGAAAAUUUCGGACGUCUAGGACCCAUAUGAACAAGGAGGGUAACUGGAAGACAAGCAGACAGAUGGACACUUUGGAUACUGUGAAAAGCAAUCGCAGGAGGCAGACUGUUGGGGGAUGUGCGCAUGUUCGAUAGCAUCUUUUUUGCUGAAGUGAUGGCGUGCCAAAAGUAUUUUCAGUGGGCAUAAUCCUCUGCACAUAAAUGGCCUGACCAAGAAAGCAUGACUGCGAGGGACACGACGUGAUCAAAUUAGAAAAUGAUUGCCAAAGAACAGUAUUGAUUCAGAAGAAGAUAACAUUUUCAGUCACCAAUAUCUCAUAUACCACUACCAGACAUUUACAACAUGCUUCAGUGCAGGAGAAGACACUGCUGCUUUGCAAAGAUGACCUGGAAUGCCAAAAGGUCUCUGUUCCGUACCCAUCUUAUCGGAGUACUUUCUUUAGUGCUUCUUUUUGCUGUGUUUUUGUUUUUUAAUCAUCAUGACUGGCUGCCAGGCAGAAAUGGAUUCAAAGAAAACCCUGUUACAUACACUUUCCGAGGAUUUCGUUCUACAAAGAGUGAGACAAACCACAGCUCCCUUCGAAACAUCUGGAAAGAAACAGUCCCUCAAACUCUGAGGCCUCAAACAGCAACUAACUCUAAUAAUACAGACCUGUCACCACAAGGAGUUACAGGCCUGGAGAAUACACUUAGUGCCAAUGGAAGUAUUUACAAUGAAAAAGGUACUGGACAUCCAAAUUCUUACCAUUUCAAAUACAUUAUCAAUGAGCCUGAAAAAUGCCAGGAGAAAAGCCCUUUUUUAAUACUGCUAAUAGCUGCAGAGCCUGGACAAAUAGAAGCCAGAAGAGCUAUUCGGCAAACUUGGGGCAACGAAAGUCUAGCACCUGGUAUCCAAAUCACACGAAUUUUCUUGUUGGGCGUAAGUAUUAAGCUAAAUGGCUAUCUUCAACGUGCAAUACUGGAAGAAAGCAGACAAUAUCAUGACAUAAUUCAACAGGAAUACUUAGAUACAUAUUAUAAUUUGACCAUUAAAACACUAAUGGGUAUGAACUGGGUUGCGACAUACUGUCCACAUAUUCCAUAUGUUAUGAAAACUGACAGUGACAUGUUUGUCAACACUGAAUAUUUAAUACAUAAAUUACUGAAGCCAGACCUGCCUCCUAGACAUAACUAUUUUACUGGUUACCUAAUGCGAGGAUAUGCACCUAACCGAAACAAAGAUAGCAAGUGGUACAUGCCACCAGACCUCUACCCCAGUGAACGCUACCCUGUCUUCUGUUCUGGAACUGGCUAUGUUUUCUCUGGAGAUCUGGCAGAAAAGAUUUUUAAAGUUUCUUUAGGUAUCCGUCGUUUGCACUUGGAAGAUGUGUAUGUAGGGAUCUGUCUUGCCAAGUUGAGAAUUGAUCCUGUGCCCCCUCCCAAUGAGUUUGUUUUCAAUCACUGGCGAGUUUCUUACUCAAGCUGUAAAUACAGCCACCUAAUUACCUCUCAUCAGUUCCAGCCUAGUGAACUGAUAAAAUACUGGAACCAUUUACAACAAAAUAAGCACAACGCCUGUGCCAACGCAGCAAAAGAAAAGGCAGGCAGGUAUCGCCACCGUAAACUACACUAGAAAAGACAACUUUUUUUCAAAUGUGCAAUCUGUAAAUAUUGCUAAAAGCAUGUAUAAUUAAAAUUGAUUAUACCCAUAGGACAAGUUUUAGUUAAAAUUCAUCACAUAAAGGAGUUCAAAAAUUAUUUUUUUCAUUUCUGGAAAAGGUAAUUCUUAAAACUACAACAUUAUAUGACAAAAAAGUAUCCCAAAAGAAUCUAUAAAAACCUGUGUAAGGGGAUUCUGUGUAUUAACAUGCAAUAACAAGCAUGCAUAAAUUAACAGUUCAAGCUCCAUGUUAGGGGCCAAUAAAACAUAUUUGCAUAUAUUUUCCACAUAAAUUUUAAUUUAAAAAAUGAAGAUAGUCAAAAGACUCUCCAUUUUAUAUUUAGCUUUUUGUUUUAAUACAUAAUUAAGUGUAAAUAAAACAUUAAUAUCAAUUUUAAGGAAACUUUGUAACUGAGCAAAGGACAAAUUUUCUGACCUGACUAUUCUAGGGUUCUAAAAACUGUAUUCCAUGCAAUAAGAUUUAGUUGAGUUAUUCCAUAAAUACAUUCAUAAAGCUCAGAUGUUUCGUCAAUGCACUUCUCAUCAAAGUAUUUACUUUUUGAAAGUAAUUGAAAUAUUCAUUUUAAUUUCCUUUAUCAAUCCACAUAUUGGGGGAAAUUAUUUUGACAUGAUGUGGUAAAAUGUAAAAAAUGUGUCUCAGGCUCAAGUUUUUAUAAAAAAAGUUAUUAAAUGUUUCAAAAUAGACAAACUGUUUCCUCAUUGGUGUUAAGGGCCAAACUAGUUUUUCAAUGAGUUAUUCAAUUAGAUCAAUCAUUGCACUCCUAAAGAGUAUCACCAUUUAACUUCAAGUAUAUCUGACUUCAAGUACAUCUACAAAAAUAACUGAAGCAAAAGCAAUCACCUAAAGGCACAAAUAGGUUGUAUUGCUGAAAAAAAAAACAAAGAGGGCAGGUGCAAUUUCAUUCAAUACAUUUUUAAGAUGCAUGUCUGCCAAACUGCAACAUACGGGAAGUUUAUUUCCUGACAGCAGGGGUACAAAUGCCAAUACUUAAUCGUUUUAUGGCACCUAUUUCUUUAUCUGAGUGCCGAGUUUACAAACCUGUAGUUUUUAAUUUGGUAGAUGACAAAUAUUCUGCAUCACCAGUUAAAAACCUUCCUGGGAGGGAUGGGGGAAACUACAAAUGUUUGAUGAACACUUGAUUCUAGGAUGAACAAUGUAUACAAUGGACUUUUAUCAAGUUUUUAAUAAAAAAUGGUAAACAAAAAACUUUA